Messenger RNA from Vicia villosa (hairy vetch), 1164 nucleotides. RefSeq lists its product as uncharacterized. NCBI's taxonomy places the organism in Eukaryota, Viridiplantae, Streptophyta, Magnoliopsida, Fabales, Fabaceae. Bases 1 to 1164 code for a protein of 387 amino acids. The record is from RefSeq and is a predicted model, not a curated record. The transcript is spliced from 2 exons.
AUGGAAAAACAACAGCUUUACAAAAUGAAAAUACCAUUGAUUUUUAGGCAGGGAGAUCCUAUCUCUCCCCUCCUCUUUGUGCUUGUCAUGGAGUAUAUGAGCAGGUUAUUGAGGAAAAUGCAAGAGGAUCCUAAGUUCAAGCAUCAUGCCAAAUGUAAGAAGCUCAACCUCACUCAUCUUACAUUUCCUGAUGACAUCCUGCUCUUUUCAAGAGCGGAUGUGGGAUCUGUUGAACUGCUGAUGGCUACCUUGCAGGAUUUCUCUAGUUCUACUGGCUUGGUUGUAAAUCCAGCAAAAUGCUUUGUCUACAUGGGAGCUGUGGAUGGAGACACCAGGGACCAGAUCAUGCAGACCACGGGAUUCAAUGUUGGCCAGUUGCCUUUUAGGUAUUUAGGAGUCCCUUUGUCAAGUAAGAAACUUUCUCUUAAUUACUAUCUGCCUCUUAUUGACAAAAUCCUGAGUAAGAUACACCAUUGGAGCACCAAGCUUUUAAGCUUUGCAGGGAGAGUUCAACUUGUUAAUGUUGUGAGUUUUGCAAUUGCAAACUACUGGCUCCAAUGUUUCCCAAUCCUUAAGAGUGUGCUUAAGAAAAUCAACAGUAUUUGCAGAACUUUUGUUUGGACUGGAGGAAGUGCUAUGAGUAGAAAGAGUCCAAUUUCCUGGAAAGAGGUCUGUAAGCCUAGAGCUAAAGCAGGCAUGAACAUCAUUGAUCUUGAGUUCUGGAACAAAGUUACAAUGAUGAAGCUCUUAUGGGAUUUGAGGAAAAAGAUAGACAACCUGUGGGUGCUCUGGCUGCAUACCUACUACAACAAGGGGCAGAACUUGAUGAGCAUGGAGGUGAGGAAAGACUCGACCUGGAUUGUUAAAGGGGUGAUGAAGGCUAGGCUGAGUAUAGAUGACUGCUGCAACAGUAAUAAAGCUAGACCGAGGGCUCUGUUUUUCCAGUGGCUUGCGUGCCAUAAACGUUUGGCCACAAAGGAAAAACUAGCAAAAUUUGGGAUCAUUAGAGAUACUCAAUGCUGUUUCUGCAGUAAAAUUGAGACCUUAGAUCAUUUGUUCUAUAGUUGCAGUGUGAUGAAGCUUAUUUGGUCUGACAUUUUGAAUUGGAUCAAUGUUGAUCAUGUGCCGUUGGAAUGGAAUCAGGAGUUAAGCUGGCUUAUUUAG